This is a messenger RNA of Eutrema salsugineum, 2942 nucleotides long. RefSeq names its product nitrate regulatory gene2 protein. The coding region runs from base 162 to 2810 and encodes 882 amino acids. The record is from RefSeq and is a predicted model, not a curated record. Lineage: Eukaryota; Viridiplantae; Streptophyta; Magnoliopsida; Brassicales; Brassicaceae. The transcript is spliced from 4 exons.
CUCUGUUUCUUCGAAGAAAAAUUGCUCUCUUCUUCCGAUUUUUCCGAACAAACCCCUGAGAUUUUGCUUCUUAGUGAUGGUUGCUCCAUGUCCGAUGAUGAAUUAUCGGGCUGGAAGCAGAAUGAGACUCCUCUGAGAACGUUCUCUGUUCUUAAAAUCAAAUGGGUUGCGGAGGAUCUAAGGUAGAUGAUAAGCAGCUUGUGAUUCUUUGUAGAGAGCGCAAGGAACUGAUUAAAGCGGCGUCGCAUCAUCGCUCUGCUCUCGCCGUCGCUCACCUCGUUUACUUCCAGUCUCUCUCCGACGUCGGCGAAGCUAUUCAACGUUUCGUCGACGAGGAAAUCGCAGUUGGUUCUUCGUCGUCUUAUUCGCCGGAUUCUCCUGUUCUUACACUGCCGUCCGACGAAGGGAAGCCGAAGAAACACGAGGGCUCGAUUUCUUCAACCUCGAUUUCUCAUUCAGUCAUCGAAGACAGACGAGAACUCGAGCAAGAAGAUACAGAGGAUUCACAUUUGCAUCUAUCGUCCGGAUCUGAAUCCGAAUCGGGAUCUGAAGCUGGAUCUCAUAUCCAAAUUGACAGCACUCCGGAACAAGAGCUAAACCGGUCAACCGAAACAUUUUCCUCCGGUUAUCCAACUGGCUAUGCUCCACCGGGUUAUCCAUCGGGUUAUCCACCGGGUUACCCAUACGCGGUUGGAGGAUGGGGAUUCGCUGGUAACGCGAAUCCAGGUAUGUAUUUCAUGAAGAAAUCUGCGCCACCAUCUCGACCGUUCAUAUUUCAGCCGGAAAAUCACCGAGUGGAGCCGUCGGGUUCUGGGUUCGGAUUCUCGGGUUAUUCCCCUAAUCCUGGGUUUUCCGGUUACCCUCCUCCUCCAAGCUCAGGAAUCCAACGGAGACCGCCGUCUCCGGCGCCUCCAUCACCACCUACGGUUUCCACUUGGGAUUUCCUGAAUGUGUUUGAUGCCUAUGAUUAUAGCCACCGUGCUUCGAGCUACUAUCCGCCGGGAAUGGCGUCAAUCUCGAGUAGCCCUGAUUCCAAGGAAGUUAGAGAGAGGGAAGGGAUUCCUGAGCUGGAGGAAGAAUCAGAGCACGAAGUGAUCAAGCAAGCAUAUAGACGUCCUAAGAGACCAGGGUUGGAGAAGGUCAAAGAACACAGAGACGAGCGCAAGAACAACAAUUUCCCUGAGCGCAGAAGAGGCUAUGUUGGCAAAGAAACUCCCAAGGCAGAGCCAAUGCCGGAAAGAGUCACUGAGAGCUCCGUCGACUCAGAGACAGUGUCUUCGUUUUCAGGAAGUGAUGUAGAAUCUGAGUUUCACUAUGUUAAGAGCGGUGAGGGAAAGAGCAGCAACAGUUCAAACGGUCACGAGACGAUCAUGGGAACGAAGAGCUCGGGAGAAGUAGAAGAUGAGUAUGGGAGGAAGAAAGGAGUGAGCUUUGAGUUGGAGGAGACGAGCUCUUCCUCUUUUGAUGUUGAAUCCUCUAAGAUUAGUAGCCUAUCCAGUUUGUCGAUCCAUGCCACUAGAGAACUCAGAGAAGUUGUCAAGGAGAUCAAGAGUGAAUUCGAGAUUGCUUCUUCGUAUGGGAAGGAGGUUGCUGUGUUACUUGAGGUCAGCAAGUUACCUUAUCAGCAUAAAAACAGUGGCUUUAAAGUUAUUUUAUCCAGAAUCAUGUAUCUGGUAGCACCAUCCACGCGCUCUCAGCCCGAACGACCAAUACGGUUAACAUCUAGGACACUGAAAAUGGCGAAAGCAUAUAACGGAGAAGAUGUUAAUGGAGGCUUCAAUGGAAACCUUUCAUCAACCUUGGAGAAACUGUAUGCGUGGGAAAAGAAAUUGUACACGGAAGUCAAGGACGAAGAAAAGCUCCGUGCCAUCUAUGAAGAGAAGUGCAAGACACUGAAAAAAAUGGAUAGUCUUGGAGCUGAAUCUAGCAAGAUCGACGCUACUCGAGCAUAUAUCAGGAAGCUUCUGACCAAAAUAGAUAUCUCUAUAAGAUCUAUUGAUUCUAUUUCCAAUAGAAUCCAUAAACUCAGAGAUGAAGAAUUGCAGCCACAAAUCACACAGUUAAUUUAUGGGUUGAUAAGAAUGUGGAGAUCGAUGCUCAAGUGCCACCAGAAACAGUUCAAGGCAAUCAUGGAGAGCAAGGUUCGAUCUGUGAAGGCGAACACCGUCUUACAAAGAGACUCUGGUUCGAGAGCAAUUCUUGAUCUUGAGAUGGAGCUUAGAGAAUGGUGCAAGAGCUUCAACGACUGGAUCAACACUCAGAAAUCAUACGUCCAGUCUCUAAACGGAUGGCUCUCGAGAUGCCUUCACUAUGAACCCGAGGCAACAGAGGACGGAAUCGCUCCUUUCUCUCCUAGCCAGAUUGGCGCGCCUCCCGUUUUUAUCAUAUGCAAAGAUUGGCAAGAAGCAAUGGGAAGAAUAUCUGGAGAGAAUGUGAGCAAUGCAAUGCAAGGUUUCGCGUCAAGCCUACACGAGCUAUGGGAGAAGCAAGAGGAAGAAGAACAAAGGAUAAAAGCGGAACUUGAGCAUCGAGAUGCGGAGUCAGACAAAAGAAGCGUGGUUUCGAGAGGUCGGUCAGAGAGUGCGAUAUCGGUGUUGGAUGAUCUGAAAGUGGAUUUAGAUUCGAUGAGGAAGAAGCUAGUAGAUGAGAGAGGCAAGGGUAAAGAAAAUAUCAAGCUUGUGAACAAUGCGUCUUCGAGUAGCUUGAAAGCUGGUUUAGUUCCCAUUUUUGGUGCAUUGAGAAAAUUCACCGCAGGAGUUGUGAAAGCUCAUGAAGUUGUUAGGCUUCAACAUCCUCAGACUUCUUCUUGAGUAGAGAGUGUGGACCUUUUUGCCACAGUUCGCACCGUUUUGAAGUUUUGUUACCACAAAAAAAAAAAAAAUAGAUAUACUGUAGGUUCAUAUAGGCAAUUGCCGUAUAGAAUAAGUUUUAAUAUUCAUUUA